This is a messenger RNA of Fusarium redolens, 1125 nucleotides long. RefSeq lists its product as uncharacterized. Lineage: Eukaryota; Fungi; Ascomycota; Sordariomycetes; Hypocreales; Nectriaceae. The transcript is spliced from 5 exons. The record is from RefSeq and is a predicted model, not a curated record. Bases 22 to 1116 code for a protein of 364 amino acids.
UUUAAUUCAUUACUAUUCAACAUGGGUCAAUACGGUUUUUUAAUACCGGACAGGUAUGUCCGUGAAGUUCCUGGUGAAGUCGACAUGAAUAUCGCCAGCAUCUUCUGGGGCUUUUCUCUAGGUGUUGCUGUCUUUUCGGUAGCAAAGGCGUCGAAGCAGAGCUGGCGGGCGUGGAAGAGAUGUCGACGUGUAACAGCUUAUGUCGCGAUGAUUUGGGCUGUUUGGUUUAGUAGUAUGGUCCUUGGAUGUUUGGCUUGGGGGUUUCAGCGACAGUAUAUAGAUCCAAGCUUCGGCUUCUACCUUUCUGUUGCAUUAUUCAGGGCACUCCAAGUCCAGUUCCUGCUUCAGAUCAUACUAAACCGACUGGGACUUCUGAUGGUCGUCCCUGGCCGUGCCGCACGUCUCAAAUGGCUCGUAUUCGCAAUCAUCUUAGCAGUCAACAUCAGCGUCUUUAUCAUCUGGAUGCCAGCGCGCCUACAGAUCAAAGACCAAUGGAUCUGGCUGAACAAUAUCUGGGGUAGGUGUGAGAAAGUCAUCUUUGCGCUGGUUGAUGGAGCCUUAAAUGCAUAUUUUAUCUACCUCGUUCGGUCAAGGCUUAUUGAGAAUGGAUUGACCAAGUACAUCCCUCUUUAUCGUAUGAAUCUGUUUCUCAUUUUCGUAUCCCUUUCAUUAGAUGUCGUGCUGGUUGGGCUCAUGUCAUUGCCAAGUAGCUUGGUCUACCUCUCAUUCCAUCCAGUCUGCUAUCUCCUAAAACUCCAAAUCGAGAUGAAAAUGGCCGAACUCAUCACAAAGAUUGUUCGUUCAUCAGGAGCAACAGGCAAAGACAACACUUAUUACCGCCACUACAGCGCCAACCAUGCAAAAAGCAUGGCAACGAAUACUAUAACGAAGCCAUCGGCCGCCCUUUCAGGUGUCCACGGAUUUCCCGGAAACAAUACAACUCAUGUCAAGGCCGGUGACCGCGAUAGCUCUAUCGAGAUGGAACUUCAAGGGCGUGUUAGCCAGAGCGGGAUUGUAAGGACCAUUGAGACGUCAGUUGCGACUUCACCGGUUCAGAUGCACCAUUAUCACCAUUCCUACAGCGGAACAAGCUCAACGACAGGACUAGCCAUUUAGUAGAUACGC